Molecule: messenger RNA, 1862 nt
Organism: Jatropha curcas
Lineage: Eukaryota; Viridiplantae; Streptophyta; Magnoliopsida; Malpighiales; Euphorbiaceae
Source: RefSeq, a predicted model, not a curated record
UGCGCUCGGACAACGACAAAUUACAGGAACCAACCCGGUAGAACUUUGCUGCCAAUAGUGCAAAAACUCCAGAAAACGCCGUCGUUCUCUUCUAACUAACAUACUGUUUUUGUCUCAUUCACCGUCGCUUUAGUAAAUAUCUUCUUGGCAUUAUCAUUUCCUGUCCUCAAAACCAAUAAAAAAAAAGUCCUCUCUUUCACUGUGACAGAGACUCGGACAGAGAAUGAGAGAUAUUAAUCAGUCGCCGAUCGAAAUAUCUGUCUAGCUGCUGCAACUUUAUCUGACUCUGCAACUCACUGAGUUCGAGGAAACCGAGUCAUCGAUCUAAGGGCAAAACCGGAAAGUGUGAAAUGAAUCGGUCGACGGUAACUGUAGGUCCCGGUAUGGAUAUGCCGAUCAUGCACGACAGUGACCGUUACGAUUUCGUCCGAGAUAUCGGGUCGGGGAACUUCGGAGUCGCUAGGUUGAUGAGAGAUAAGGUGACCAGGGAGCUUGUUGCUGUGAAAUAUAUCGAAAGAGGUGACAAGAUUGAUGGAAAUGUUCAAAGAGAAAUUAUUAAUCACAGGUCACUAAGGCACCCCAAUAUUGUGAGGUUUAAAGAGGUCAUCUUAACUCCUACCCAUCUGGCUAUUGUGAUGGAAUAUGCCUCUGGAGGAGAGCUUUUUGAGAAAAUAUGCAAUGCUGGACGAUUUAGCGAGGAUGAGGCUCGAUUCUUUUUUCAGCAACUCAUUUCAGGAGUUAGCUAUUGUCAUGCUAUGCAAGUAUGUCACCGUGAUCUGAAGUUGGAGAAUACUUUACUGGAUGGUAGUCAGGCUCCUCGUUUGAAAAUUUGUGAUUUUGGAUACUCCAAGUCAUCGGUGCUUCAUUCACAACCAAAAUCAACUGUAGGAACUCCUGCUUACAUUGCUCCAGAGGUGUUGUUGAGGCAAGAAUAUGAUGGCAAGAUUGCAGACGUGUGGUCAUGUGGGGUAACAUUGUAUGUGAUGCUGGUUGGAGCAUAUCCUUUUGAGGAUCCUGAUGAGCCAAAGGACUUCAGGAAGACAAUACAGAGAAUUCUGAAUGUCCAGUAUUCCAUUCCUGACAUGGUUCGGAUAUCUCCUGAGUGUUGUGACCUGAUUUCUCGAAUUUUUGUUUUUGAUCCUGCAGCAAGGAUUACCAUUCCACAAAUCAAGAACCAUGACUGGUUUGUGAAGAAUCUUCCUAUGGACCUAAUGGAUGAAAACACAAUGGGGAAUCAGUUUGAAGAGCCUGAUCAACCAAUGCAGAGCAUUGACACCAUCAUGCAAAUAAUUUCUGAGGCCACCAUACCAGCUGCUGGCGCACAUGUUCUUGAUCGAUAUAUGAAUGACAACCUUGACAUGGAUGAUGAUAUGUCGGACUUUGAUUCUGAAUCCGAGCUUGAUGUAGAUAGCAGUGGUGAGAUAGUUUAUGCACUCUAAUCACAGCAUGUCAAGAUGAGGUGUUUCUUUGAGCAUAUGGACAUAUCAAGAUCUAGCCAGAAAGAAUGUAUUUUAGAAUGCAUUAGGUUAGCAUAGCAACAGCUUAGGAAAGUAAAAUAUGUGCUUUGGUUCUGUCAUGUUCACAAUAUGCAUUUUCUGUUCUGUUCUGUGUGGAGGGAUUUCAUCUUUCUGCUUUACAGAGGUUGGUAACUGGUACAAAUUCUCGAACUUAGGGAUAUGCACCCAUUGCCAUCCCAUUGAACUAUUAUUUACUAGUCACUUUUGUAUUGGUUCUGUGCCUUUUUUUCCUUUCCUUUUAUCUUUUCCUUUUUGAUGCUGUUUGGCUUAAAUCCUUUAAGUCUGUAUGCUCUAUGUAACAGGUGAUUAUAAAUUAAUAUAUAUUUUACAACUAGUUUUUCUCCC